AAGAAUUUGCGUAAACGUAACAUCCGUUCGAACGAUCACGCAACAGAAAUAUAUUUUCAAUUCAAAACUAAAUUUUAUUCAUAACACGCCGUAAGUCAGCAAGAGAAAGAUCUCAAAGUUUUCAACCUGCAAAAUAAAGAAAACAAAAUGGAGAAAUCGCAUCUAACGUGUCUUGGUGUUAUUUUGCUCUCCUUAACAUUGUGCACGGAUGCAUCGAGCACAUGCAGUUGCUCCAGUGGUGAGAGUUCGUGUCAAAAAGAGGAGAAACGGACCAUCAGACAAUGCACUUACACUAAUCUGAGAGAUGACAGAAAUUCGGGACAAAUCAUGACAUGUGAUUUCAGAAAGACUCGCUCUGACACAGCUCUGCGUGUUACCUACCAGGGAGAUUUGAGAGUAAUAAGUGGCAAUAACGUUUGUCGACGUUGGUUCUUGACAAUCAAUGGCAGAGAAUGUCAAUCACCUGCUACAAUUGAAACUCAAAUCCACCCUAUUGGAGUCUCCGGCCUGAAUAACCAUCGCCCUGCUACUGUGGAUGGUUUUUGUGAGGGUAUUAAGCAAGGUCGUAUCAUUGUUGGUCUCUCUGUUGGUAGUUGUAAAUAUGGUUACGAAAGCCAGGCAGGUGAUGCCUACACUUGCUGGGGUUCAGUUUGUCGUAUUAUCAUUGAAGAAGUGCCGCCAUUGCAAUGA
Dendronephthya gigantea is the source of this 690-nucleotide messenger RNA. RefSeq names its product collagen triple helix repeat-containing protein 1-like. NCBI's taxonomy places the organism in Eukaryota, Metazoa, Cnidaria, Anthozoa, Malacalcyonacea, Nephtheidae. The transcript is spliced from 3 exons. The record is from RefSeq and is a predicted model, not a curated record. Bases 148 to 690 code for a protein of 180 amino acids.